AUGAAACAAUUUAAUUCAUUUUUGAAAUUACUUCACAUCCAGUGGGAAUAAAUAUGCAGUGAUGAUAUUUCAAGUUUAAUUAGAGACAAACUAAAAUAAACUCUAUAAAAUCAAUCUAUUCUAGAAACAAAGUUCCUUUCGUUAUCUAAAACAAAGACUGAAAAUCAAUAAGAAUAUAAAAGUUUUUUCACUGAAGAGAAAGAAUCUCCUUUCUUUUCAACGUACUUACUCAUAUGUACUAUAAUAAAAGAUUAUUAUUCAUAAACUGAUAAUAUGUUAAGUGAAUUAACACCCAAAAUACAAACUUCUUGUUUAUAAUAAUAAUAAAUUACUAUCGAUAGUAUUAUUGAUUGUAUGCAUCAUCUACUCCAAGAGUAUGAAAAAUUAACAGAAAUAAAUACAAUUGUUAAAUAAAUCCUUUUUGAAGUAUUUUAUUAGAUUGGAGGAAAUAUUACAAUAUAUUUAAAGAAUAUGAUGCUUAAUAACGAUUAGUAAAUACAAUCAUAAAAAUACAUCAUAGCCUUUUUUAAUUUAUAAAAGCUCUUGAAAUUGAACAUUUCUUUAAAUUUCAGCGAUAAACAAAAGAUACUUACUUUUAUUUAUUAAAUGUUAUUAGGAAACGUUCUAUAUUUUGCUUAUUUAAAAGUUAUAUGUUACUAAGAUUUCAUAGAGAUUUUUAAGUUAUUUUAAUAAUGUUUUCUAUAAAACUUUAAAUAGCUACAAGAAUUAAGUGAUAUUGAACAAUUUUAAGAAAAAACUUUUUUGUAAGUUUAUUUCUAGUUUUUAAAAUAGAAUUAUAAAUAAACUUAAUAUCAAUAACAUAUAGAUUUAAUAAUAUAAAAAUGGAUUGAAGAAAUUACAGAAUUUAAUGAUAUACAUUAUUACUUAAUUUUCAGUUAUUUAAUUUUAGUAUCUGAGUUUCCAGAUAUAAUUUAAUUCCAUCCAGAAAUUAUUAAUAAAAGAAAUCAAUAAAUUGUAAUUCUUAUUAAAUAAAAGAAUUAAAGAGUUUUUGGUCAUUUAUUGAAUUUGUUAUUGAUUAAUCCAAAAUUAUGCUGUUAUUAAUAAAUUUUUGAUGAGAUUAUUAAAAAUUAAAAUAAUGAAACAAAAUUAAAUUAUUAUAAAUUAGUAGGAGAAUAACUUUUAUAUAUUAACAAUACUCAUUUAUUAAAUAAAUACCUAUCCAUUCACAUUCAUGAAUUAUAAGAAUUUGUGAAGGACAAUAAUCUAAAUACUCAACAAUUAUUAUAGUUUAUAACAUAUUUAUGUAGAUAUUAUUCAGAGUUUAAUGAAGAAUAAAGGAUACAAUUUGAUUCUUCAAUUAUUCAAUUUUAUACAUAAGAAAUUAAAGAUUAACAAUAUUAUAAAAAGUUUGAUCAAAAACUAUUAUAGUUCAUUGAAAAUGAAUAAAUAUAUUAAUAAAUAAUCGAUAUUGCAAUUAAAAAUUCAUCUAAAAUGGAAUAAAAUAAAUAUGGUUUUAUGCUUUUCAUUUAAGAGGUAUAUAUAUAUCUUAUUAUUUUAGUCAAUCUUAUAAAAUUAAGAAAGUUUGGAACAGAUUUUAAAAUAUAUUUAGAUCUUAAUGGUAUCUUGUAGAAGAAAUAAAAAAGCUUAGAAUAAAAAAAAAAUAAAUUAUAAAAGAGGAAAAGGAACAAAAAUCCUAGAUUAUUUAUUAAUAAAUCUGAGAAAUUUUAUAACAAUAGUUAAGACUAUUUAUGAACUUAUGAUCAAUGAAAAUCGUAAUAUGACUAUUAUUAAAUCACAAUUAUAUGUUGAAAUCUAUCAUAAAAUCAAUUAUAUAAUUUACAUGAUAUUUUGGUUGAUUGAAGAUAAAGAAAUUAUGAAUUCAGGAAGUAUUUAAUAAAAUAGUUUAGAAUUAUGUUAAAUUCAUUAUAAAUUCACUCUAAACUUGAUUUAUAUUCUUGAUAAAGUUAAUAAUCUUUAAUCAAAUACUCUUUAUGAAAUAAUAAAUAAUAUAAAUACAAUUGCCCAUGGAUAUGAUUAUAUUAAUUCUAUAAGAGAUGUAUAUUUUGAUAAGAAUGAAAAUCUAAUAAAUAAUUAAGAUUUAUUUGAAUAAUUAUCAGAAAAACAAAUUUAAUUGAAAUUAGUUUUUAACAAAUUCUAUGAAACAAGUUUGAGUAUCUUAUUUGAAGUGCCAAAUAUACCAAUUGAUAGAAAAUUUUAUUUGCAAAUAUUAAAAUUUUAAUUAAUUACACAAAUUUCACUUGUGCUUUCAUUUACAGAUUUCUGUCAUAAAUUUAUUUUCUAUUUCAGAUUAGAAAGAGAUCCAGAGAUAAUAAAUAUAAUGCAGUAAUGUGUUACAAUUGUUUUAACCUUAAAUUAAGAACCACAAAUAAUAAAAUAGCUUUUUGAAACUCUCAGCUAUCAUCAAUCUACAAUAUUAAUGAAUGAUCUAGAUGAACUGCAACUAGAUGUCAAUGAUUAAGAACAAAUUUAAUAAGCUUAUAGAUUAGCAAAUUUACCAAAUUAUCGAAUACCUUUGUUAUAACAAAGCAAUAUUUUAUUGAAAUUAGUUGAUGAUAAAAAUUAUUAUAUAAAAGUUGUCAAAAUAAUUCUAGAGAUAUUCUUAAAAACUUAUUAAUAAUGGCAAUAAAUGUUGUAUUCCCUUCAAAAUUAAUCAAAUCUAUUGUAUUUUUAGGGAGGAUCAUCAUCAAUUUAGAUCAACUUUAAUUUUAUACCAGUUUAAUUAAUUGAAGUAAAAAUGAAAAUGAGACUAGUCAUGUAAGAGAAUGAAAGAUAAAGUCUUAAAUAUUUAGAUAGAAUGAGUUUUGGAUCAUUUUUAGUUAAUUCUCAAUAUUUAGGUAAACUAAUAAUAUUUAGUUUGUUUUUUACAAAAAACUAAGAAAUUCAAAUUGUAAUUAAUAAAUCAAAGUUUUUUAUAAUUUAUAAAUCAGAUGAAUUUUUUGAGGAAUUAGAAUUUUAAUCACAAUUAGAUUUAACUUAAUGGUUCAAUUUAAAUUUUUAUAUUAAAUACAAUUAUGAAAUGAUUCUUGAAAUUAAUGAAAAUAAAUUUAAUUUUUAACUGAAAUAUUUAUAAAAUCAGAAACUUAAUUUUUAUCAAUUUGUUUUAGGAAUUAACUUAAAUUUUGAUAUUUAGUAAUCAAAAACAUCUAAUAAAAAAUAAAAAUUUUAAACUCAAUUUAUUGAUUCAUUCAUUACUUUGAAUUAAUCUUUUGAUGGAUAAAUAUCUGAAUUUAAUAUAGUAAUAAAUGAAUAAAAAUUAAAAUUUGAAUAAUCUAUUAAUACCAAUUACUAAAAAUAAGCAAUAAACUUUAUUAAUUAAGGAGUCAUAAUUGAAGAGGAAAUAGAAUUUGAUGAUAUAUUUUUAAUUAAACCUUGUACCUAAAUUCAACCAACUAUGUGCAGUUAAAAUGUUUAUAUUUUGGAUAUGAAAAAAGGGCUGGAUUAUAUCUCAAAAUCUGGAGGUUACAGUAUAUGAAAGUACAAAUUCAAAUGAUUCUGAAGAAAUAAUUAUUUUGAUAUUAAAAUUAUUUGAGGAAGACAUUUAAAGAUCAGUUUUUUAGAUGUCUCGAUUUGUUGAUUCGAAAAAUCUAUAAAUAUUAGAAGAACAUUGUAAAUAAGGAAUAAAUAUUAAUUAAUAAAAUUCAAAUAUAUUUAUUGCUUAAUUACUUUCAAUAUAUAAUAAAAUAGUAGAUGAGGAUGCUGCAAUUUAAUAUAUCAUUACUGUUAUAAAAAUAUUAGAUAAUAAGAUUACUACUGUUGAUUAAAUAUAGAUCAUAUUUUAAAAGAUAAAAAUGACUAAUUUAAUUAAACCAAAUUCUUUAAAAAAUUUAAUUAAUCUAUAAUUAAAUUAUGAAAGCAGAUAAUUAUUUACUUAGGUAACCUUAAUCAAAGCUUAGCCUUAUCUCGAUAUUUAAACAAUUCAUUUAUAUUCACAUUCUUUAACUAAAAGUAUUUAGUAUAAAGGAGUUGUUCGAAAUUCAGAUUUUAUUCGUAUUUCUGAAUUUUUUAAUUUGCUAUUAAGUUAAGAACAGUUAAAUUUAUUGACAUUAGAUAUAUUUUAAAUAAUAGAAAUCCUUUUAGGAGAUCAGAUAUAAUAAAAAAGCAAAUUAAAAUAAGAGGAAGAAAGUAUUUUGAAUAAUUUUAAAAAAUAAAUUGUUUAAAUCUUAAAUAAGUAAAGCAAAUUCGUUACUAUAAAUUAAUACUUAAUUUAAGAAUUCGAAAUGUUAGAUAAAUUGUAUGAAUUGACAUUUUAAAUUUAUUUUUCAAUAGUUUAAAAAUUAAGAAUUGAUUCAAAAAAAGAUGUAGAAUUAAACUCAUUAUAAAUUUAUUUUGAUUAUUUUUCACCUUAAAUUUAAAUAUAAGUUGGAUAAUUUUUUAUUUAAAAAAUACUAAAUUUAAUAAGUUAAAAUGAUAAGGAUACUAUUUUAAUUCACUUACUAUUAAAAUUUUUAAAUUAAUUGUAUGUAAAUCAGCAAAUAAAAGACACGAUUAAAGAAACCUUAACAAUCUAUUUUUUAGAUGUAUUUAAAAGUAUAAUUUUAAAAAAGUAGUAGUCAGAUAUUUUGGUUAUGAAUCUUAUGAAAUUUUAGGAUUUUGCUUUAUUAAUGAAAAACUUGAUGGCUCUUUCUAUAAAUAAAAAAUAAAGUUCUUCAGAAUUAUUCUCAUAUUUUACUAUAUAUUUAAUUGAGAUAUACCCGACGUGCACAAGUGAAAUUUUAUAUAGAGUUCAUAUUUAGAGUAAUUUAUUUAACAAGGAUAGUUUUAAUUCAUUUUUAGAGGCAAUAUAUCCAAUAAUAAUAUCAUUUUAUGCCUUAAAAUAAGUGCAAUAAUUUUAAAGUUAAGAGGAUGAAAGAAAAUUAAUUAAUAUUAUAAUUGCAUAUUUACAUAUUGAAUAAUGUUUUGGAGAGAUAUCAGAUCUUGAAUUUGUAAAUUGGAAUCUUUACUCUUAGAUAAUAGAUAAAGGGAUUGAUUUAUUUAAUUAUUUAGGUAUCUUGUUUUAUGAUCGUAAUUUUUAUAUUCCAGGAAUUGAUGAUACUUUUAUAUGGGAAGAAGUAAAAUUAGAUUAUGAAAAAUAAAGAAAAUAAAAUAUUAAAAUUUUACCUAAUGGAGGUAUCAAAAGAUUAAUGAGAUAAUUAAUUGCUCCAUUUGUAAAGAUUCCUUAAAUGAAAAAACCAAUAAAAAAUUAUUUAUCUAUUAAUACAAUAUAUCCUGAAAAUUGUAUAAUUGAUUAAUAGAGUUUUCAAAGAAUAAAGAAAUUAUUAGAUAAAGAAUUUUAGAUUCCUUUAUUGUAAACCUAUUAAUUUGUAAAAAAAAACUAUCAUUAAUUAUUUGAAGAUACUGGAUUAUCAUUAAAGAUUUAAAAAUAAAAAAAAGAAGAAAAGAAAUAAAGAAUAAUAAAUCAUUCAAAGUUUUAUUAGAUGUUAAUUUAUUAUGCUAUUUCUUAAGAUAGUUUUCUUAAUGAAACAUAAAUUAAUAAGUAAGAAUAUCUUAUAUAAUUUAGUCUCCAAGAAAUAUUUGGAGAUUAUCAAUUAAAUAAAUUAAUAGAUUGGAAAAAUGCAAAUCACAUUCCUAUAGAAUCUCUUAUAUAUUAAUAAGAUGAAACAUUAGAGUAGAUUUUUCUAGCUUUUAAUUCAUUAAAUAUUCAUAAGAAACUUAACUAUUAAAAUUAGAAAUAAUUAUAAAAUAUUUGUGAUUUAUCUUAAAUAGAUUUAAUAAGAGUUGAGACAGCAAAUACAAUUUAAUAAAGUAUAUUUAUGGAUUUUCAAAUAUAUUACUAAUUUGUUCAUAAAAUUUGGUUAAUGUACCCAAAAAUAGUUUAUCCUUAACAAAUUACAAAAUCUUAAAGAAAUUUAUCAACAAAUCAACAUUCAUCCUUUUCUGAAAUGAGUUUACCAUUAUAUAGAGAUUCUGAGAAAAACCUUUGGGAAUUGGAAAGCCUAUAUCUUAAGUAAAGAUAAGGGUUAUGGUAUUUUGUAGAUGAUUAUCUAUAAAUACUUUAUUAAGAAUUAAAUAAUUUCAUUUCCAAUCAAGAAUUUAAAUUUGAAGUUUUAGAUAAUAUGUAAAUGAAGAUGUAAGUUAGCAAUUUAGAAGAUUUAACAAGGAGAAGACCACAUUUAACUGAAACAAAGAUGAAAAAUAUUUAUAAACCUUAUUUAAAAUCAAGUAAUUAACUUAUUAAGAAAUAAAUAAUAACUCCUGAAGAAUCAAGUAGUAUUGAUAAAAGUAAAUCCAUUUUUAAUACAUCCUUUACUAUAUUAUUAUAAAAAUCUGAUAAUAUUGAAGAAUCAUUAAGUCAAAGUAUUAUAAAGAGAUCAAAUAGAAGAUUAUCUAUAAAAUCAGAUUAAUUUGUGUCGAAUUAGAUGAAUUUGACUAUUAGCAGUAUUAGAAAAGGAUCGACAGAUAGUUAGUAAUUAAAUGCUGUAAAAUAUUAUUGUGAAUAUAUAACUUAAGAAAUGACCUAUUAGGGUGUUUUAAGAUUUAAUGAAAAGAAUUAAACUCUUAUAUUUAAAUCUGAAAAAAAUGAAUUUAAGGAAAUAUUUUCUAGUCCUGAGAUUAAACAUACUACAGAAGAUAUCUUUUUUGAAAUUUAAAUUAAUUAAAUUGUGAAUGUUCAUCCUAAAAGGUUUUUAUUAAAAGAAAUUGCAAUUGAGAUUUUUGUUCAUAGAUAGAAUUACUUUUUGAAUUUCUUUAAAAAUGAAAAAUAAUAAGAAUUUAUAUAAGAAUUAAAAAGGAAGAAAAUUUAAGUAAUAGAUCCAAUUGAAGAAUUUAAGAAAAGGAAUUAUCAAUAGAAUUGGGUUGGAGGACAUUAUUCUAAUUUUGAAUAUUUAAUGAUAGUAAACACUUUUUCAGGAAGAACAUAUAAUGAUUUAAGUUAAUAUUUUAUAUUUCCAUGGGUAAUUUCAAAUUAUAGAUCAUAAUAAAUUGAUUUUAGUUGGAGAAAUGGAAGUAAUACAUUAAGAGAUUUAAAAUUACCAAUGGGUGCAAUUUCAAAAAAGCCUGAAUAAAUAUUAAAAGAGUAUAAGGAAAGAAACUUAGAAGAUAUGGAUGAAAAUUUCAUGUAUGGUUCACAUUAUUCAAAUGCAGCUAUUGUUUUUAAUUAUUUAAUAAGAUUAGAACCUUUUAAUGAGUUGCAUUUUUCAUUAUAAAAAAGUAAUAUAAUAAUUUAUUAAUAGAUAAAUUCGAUGUAGCAGAUAGAUUAUUUUAGAGAAUGGAUAUAUUAUGGGAAAAUAGUAUAAAAUAAGAUAACAAAGAAUUGAUUCCAGAAUUCUAUUAUAUGCCUGAAUUUCUAUAGAAUAUGUAAUAUAUAUAUAUUUAAUAUAUAGAAAUUUGUUUGAUUUUGGAACAUCAUAAACAAAGAAAAAAGUCUCUGAUGUAGAAUUACCAAAAUGGGUUAAAACAUAAACAGCAGAAGAAUUUGUUUAUAGAAUGAGAUAAGCAUUAGAAAGUGAUGCAGUAUCCGAAUAAUUAAAUCAUUGGAUUGAUCUAAUUUUUGGAAUCAAUAAUAAUGGAUAAAAAGCAGUUGAAAAUUUGAAUGUCUUUCAUUAUUUAACUUAUGAAUAGAAUUUAUAAAUCAUGUUAAGUAAAAAUGAUGAUAAUUAAAUUAUUCAAUCAUAUUUAACAUAAGUUUAUUAUUUCGGUUAAACACCAAAAUAAUUGUUUUAAAAAGCACAUUUAAAAAAGAAAUAAAGUUUAUAGAUUUUUUCAAAUUAAAUUCCAUUUUUUGGAGAUAACCCAGAAAAAUCAAAUAAAGGAUUUGUUAUUUAAUAAAAAAUAGAACAUAAUAAGAUUGAUAAAUAAGAAAUUCUUGGUUUUUAUCCAUAUUCUAAGAAAUGUUUUUAUAUUUUAAAAGCUGAUGAUGAUAAAUAUAAUCAUUUAAGAUUAAUGGAAGCAAAGAAUACAUCAGAUGAUGGAUACAUUUAUUAUCAUUGUGCAAUAAAGUAAUAAAUAAAAUUACCUGAGAUAAAAAUAGAUGGAUGUAAUCCAUAAAAUUUAUUUACAUUUAUUUAUGAAUAAGAAUUUAAAUUUGGAGAUGGAUAUGAUUCAUAAUCACAUAGUAUUUAUGAAGAGAAAUAGGAUUAUAAUUUAUACUUUUGUUUGGUAGGAUUUAUAGAUAAAAGUGUUAAGAUUUAUGAUUUAAGAAAAAAAUUAGUAGAAGUUAAAAUAGAUAUUUCUUCUUAAAAUAAAAAAAGAUAAAAAAGAGCAUCUUGUGUUAGAUAUCAUGCUUUAACCAAAAUUUUAGCAAUUGGAUCAUUAGAUGGCUUACUUCAAUUAUUUAAAAUUCAAUUCAGUUAAUAAAUGUAAGCAAAUAUAAUUCUUACUAAGUAAUUACAAUAUGGAAUUAUAUGUAUUGAUAUCACAGAUUUACAUAUUUUAAUAAUAGAUGAAAAGAACAUAGCAAAUCUAUUCACUUUAGAAGGAGAGUAAUUAUUAAAUAAUAUAAAUUAUAGAUUAUUGCUUACAAUAUAAUUAGACAUAACUGAUAAAAUUUAACAAUGCUGCAUUUAAAUUAAUUUUCUCAUUUUUAAGAGUUUAAAUUCUUAAAUUAGUGUAUAUACCUUAAAUGGAAAAUAAUACCUUUAGACUGAAUCAUUAUUGGAUACAGUAUCUAAAAACAUUGUGUUUACAACUCCAUUUUCUUCUAAAUUUGUAUAAAUAAUAUUUAUAUAUUUAGUUGAUAUUUGGGUUGAAUUAACAUAUGGAAGAAAGCUUAAAUCAAUAUGAUCCUGUUAUUUAUUGUUUUGAUAUAUUUGAUUUAAAGUUGUAGUGUUAGUAAUUAGGGGGUCUAAUUUGUGAUAAAAUAUCAAUAAAAAAGGGAUAUUAGAAAGGAAGUGGAAUAUCUGCACUUCACAUAUGUUUUGAUCGUUGCCCUUUAACAGAGAAAAAUUAAUUAAAACAUAUAUAUUUAGUAGCAAUUGAUACUUAAAUUUUAUUUUAUAUGGAUGAAAUAUUUGGUAUUAUUUGAUUAAUAUAAGACUAGAUUAAAGACUUAUACUAAAAUAAAUAUUGAAAGAAGGAGGAAUCUCUGCUUAUUGA
Messenger RNA from Paramecium sonneborni, 9012 nucleotides. The record is from the annotation of a GenBank genome assembly. Lineage: Eukaryota; Ciliophora; Oligohymenophorea; Peniculida; Parameciidae.